Messenger RNA from Dama dama (fallow deer), 4567 nucleotides. It is a transcript of the gene KMO, whose product is annotated as kynurenine 3-monooxygenase. Gene Ontology annotation, molecular function: kynurenine 3-monooxygenase activity; FAD binding; NAD(P)H oxidase H2O2-forming activity. Gene Ontology annotation, cellular component: mitochondrial outer membrane. Gene Ontology annotation, biological process: L-tryptophan catabolic process; quinolinate biosynthetic process; NAD+ metabolic process. The record is from RefSeq and is a predicted model, not a curated record. Lineage: Eukaryota; Metazoa; Chordata; Mammalia; Artiodactyla; Cervidae.
CAUACUAUAAAAAAGGAAGAAGAAAAGCCACAAAACUUGUGCUUUAAAAAUUCUGUCUUACACAUAGGAGAGUGUUCAGUCUUCACGUGGCUGGAUUUUUCAAAAUUUAGCUAUUGCAACGAAUUCCCUUUUUCCUAAAGUUGAGCUGAUUGUCCUUCCGGCAACUAAUGGGUUAAAUGCUACCUUCUAAGUUCAAGGAGAAACAGCCCUGCUCAAAUGCUGUUGCUGGCUCACAAAUGCAGGGCUUCAGGCAAAGACCAACCGAGGGAAGUCAGCGUAUAGGAGACAGUUUUCUCUAUGACCAGAGCUGCAACAGCUAUGAAAAACACUUCAGCAGUGAUGGAUUCUUCUGAUAUUCAAAGGAAAAAUAUAGCUGUCAUUGGUGGUGGCUUGGUUGGAUCAUUAAAUGCAUGCUUCCUUGCCAAGAGGAAUUUCCAAGUUAAUGUAUAUGAAGCUAGAGAAGAUAUCCGAGUGACUAAAUCUGCACGUGGAAGAAGCAUUAAUUUGGCCCUUUCUUAUAGAGGACGACAAGCUUUGAAAGCCGUUGGCCUGGAAGAUCAGGUUGUAUCCCGUGGUAUCCCCAUGAGAGCAAGAAUGAUUCACUCUCUUUCAGGAAAAAAGUCUGCUAUUCCCUAUGGGACAAAGUCACAGUAUAUUCUUUCUAUAAGCAGAGAAGAUCUAAACAAGGAUCUACUGACAGCUGUUGAGAAAUACUCCAAUGCAAAAGUGCACUUUGGCCACAGGCUGGUGAAAUGUGAUCCUGAGAAAGGAGUGAUCACAGUGCUUGGACAGGACAAAGUUCCCAAAGAUGUCACCUGUGACCUCAUUGUAGGAUGUGAUGGAGCCUUUUCCACUGUUAGAACUCACCUCAUGAAGAAACCCCGCUUUGAUUACAGUCAACAAUACAUUCCUCAUGGGUACAUGGAGCUGAGUAUUCCACCUAAGAAUGGGGAUUAUGCCAUGGAACCUAAUUAUCUACAUAUUUGGCCUAGAGAUACCUUUAUGAUGAUUGCACUUCCUAACACGAACAAAUCUUUCACGUGUACUUUGUUCAUGCCUUUUGAAGAGUUUGAAAAACUGCUAACUGGUAGUGAUGUGCUGGACUUCUUCCAGAAGUACUUUCCGGAUUCCAUCCCUCUAAUUGGAAAGCAAGCCCUGGUACAAGAUUUCUUUCUGUUGCCCGCCCAGGCCAUGAUAUCCGUUAAGUGCUCUGCUUUUCACUUUAAAUCACACUGUUUGUUGAUGGGAGAUGCUGCCCAUGCCAUAGUGCCCUUUUUUGGGCAAGGAAUGAAUGCGGGCUUUGAAGACUGCUUGGUAUUUGAUGAAUUAAUGGAUAAAUUCAAUAAUGACCUUAGUAUGUGUCUUCCAGAAUUUUCAAGAUUUAGAAUUCCAGAUGACCAUGCAAUUUCAGACCUAUCCAUGUACAAUUACAUAGAGAUGCGAGCACACGUCAACUCAAGGUGGUUCAUCUUCCAAAAGAACAUAGAGAGAUUUCUUCAUGCUAUUAUACCAUCUACCUUUAUUCCUCUUUAUACCAUGGUCACCUUUUCCAGAAUAAGAUACCAUGAAGCAGUGCUGCGUUGGCACUGGCAGAAAAAGGUGAUAAAUAGAGGACUUUUUCUCUUUGGAACGCUGAUAGCUGUCAGUUGUACCUACCUACUUAUGCGCUACAGGUCACCAAGACCCCUGGACUACUUGAGAAGACCAUCAGAGUGGGUCACUUACUUCCAGAAUACAACAUGUUUCCCUGUAAAUUCCUUGGAGUCACUAGAACAAAUUCCUAAUGUCAUUAGCAAGUGAUAAAAAGAUCCUGAAGUAGCAAAUAUUUGAUUUCUCUGAAAACAAAACAGGAACAAAAUCAUGUUUCCAUUAUCAUUUAAUUCACUAAUGGAAGAUAUUUGUCAGCUUAUAAUCAAAUCCAGUGUAGAAUUUCUCUGCAAGUUUAUUGUAAUUAUUGAAAAAAUAACCCAUCACUUUCAGUUGUAAAAUGCAGUUUUCCCACAGCACUAUUGUUAGGUCAGAUCAUUCUAAAUAUAAAAGCACAAUGACUAAGAUCUCUUUCACUUCUCAAAAAAUAAGGCCCUAAAGACCUCAAGAAGUCACAAUCAUACUUUUCUUUAAAGCACUUAAUAGAAAUCAUGAUAGGAUUGACUUAACACCUGGGACUAAAAGUCACAAUUUGCCUAAUGGAUUAGUACUAAUUGUACUUUUCAUCACUUGGAUGAAACUUACUCAAACACAGGGCUCAGAUUUUCUUGCUAAAACUAGAAGUAUAAAUAAGCAAAGGGGGCUUUCUCAAGAGUUCAAAAUGAAUCAGUUUUAUUUCCCAGUCUUCAAAUGCCAGUAUUACCUUCUGAGGAUUUUUUAAAUUUAUUUUUUAAUUAAAAAAAAUUUGUGGUAAAAGUCAUAAUAUAAAACAUACUAUUUUAAUCAUAUUUAAGGCUAUUAAAGCCGUACUAAGUGAAGGGUAGAAAGUCUUAUUUAUAAAUUAAAUGUCUAUAUAUAUAAAGGUAGAAAGGAAACAGUUUCACAGAAAGAUGAAGCCAUGUUUAUUCCAUUUCAGAAGCAACUUAUUAACAUUCUUAAACUAUAUGUUGCAAAACCAGGGGUAAACUUGAUGUUUAAAAGUUCGUUUAGAACACUAGAUUGUGAAUCAGAAAAGCAAACUCUGGUCCAAGAUUCAAUAUAAACUAAAUGUGUGACAUUGGACAUAUUUUUAACAUCUCUGGGCCUCUGUAUUAUUUCUAAAUCAUUGGAUAUACUUUGUUAAAUGCAUUAAUUAUCUUACAGGAAAUCAUUAUUCUUCCAAAUCAUGCGAUUUUACAUUUCUUUUAAGAAUGUCAGUAAUUUUCACAGAAAUACUAAAGUUUCAGAAUCAUUGAUAAGGCCUGGAAAAGUUUUUUUUUCCUCCUAAAAUCUCCACCGAAUACCUUCAAACUAUAUUACUCAAUUUUAAAGAAAUGUAUGAAAUCAGACAAGUUAAAUUUUUAUGUGGAGAACUUCUGUCUUUUCUAGAUUAUAUAGACAUGCUUAUUUGCACUGACAGUUGGAAUUUGUUUUUGUUGUUAUACAUGAUCUUAUGUUGUCAUAACUUAGAGUAUUAACUUAAAUAUGAUUUAGAAAUACAGGAAUAAAGAACAAUUUGGAGAAAACAAAAAAUAAAUCUGUUUCUUCAGAAACAAAGCAAAAAAGUUCAUUUAGUGAAUACUCUUUCUUUGGUUCUUCCUUCUUCAAUAGGCCAACUGAAUCAUUUAGCAGUCUUUCAAAUGUGAUUAAUUAUGAAGAUGCAACACCAGUAGAAUAGUCAUGUAAGAAAUAAAAAUUAGGAAAUAAAAUGAUUCACUUACUUUCCUAUAUUGUCAAAGAAAUCCUUGAGUCCUCACAAUCCAUGUUUAGUCUAAAUAACGACUCAUGAAAAAAUGGCCUCUUCAGUAGCUUUGACCACUAUUUAUGCAGUGGAUUUAUUGAAAAACAAUGAAGAUUAAAUAACACAUUUUGUGAAUACAGUUCUACACUUACUUUCAUUCUCUUUCAAAUGUAGCUUUGUUUGGUUUUUGCUGGAACUUUUUUCCUAAAUCUAGAAUUCCUGGAAAAUUAUGAGAAAUCACUAGGAGGAGAGACUAAUCCUACCAUGUUCAUAUUUGAAAUGAAAUAGAUGGAGAUAUCUAUCUUCCAUCAACACCGGCUUCACCAUGUAUAUCCAUUGCUAAUGUAUGAUUAGCUAUAAAUCUUGAUCACCUUGAAAUUCAUCAUUUGUGUGUGUGUGUGUUGCUUUUAACCAUCUGAGCCACCAGUGAAGCCCUUGUGUGUUGCUUUGCAAUGGUACCUUCUAGAGCUUGCUCAGCAACACUUUGUCUGAAGCUCCUCUUUAUCAUGUUACACACAGAGCAACAGUCUUUGGUUUCACAUGAAAUUAAGGAAUUGAUUUUCUUUUUCAUCCUAGAAUUGACUGUUUGAUAAAUUUGAUUGAACAAACAUUUGACAUGACACUAAAUAGGACCCAACACUACUAGAAAAUUCGAGAUUUUCUAGCUAUUUCACACAUGUGUAUGAAACAAAGUUAUUUUAACUGCUAAGGAUGUCUUUUUUAAAAUUUCUUGAGAAAUAUAUCAUGUGCUUUGGAAAAUUCAGUCAUUUAAAAAUAUGUAUUUGAAGUGAAAAUUUCUGACAUGUUAAAAGUUGAUGGUGCCUGAUACAAAGCUUGUGCCACAAGUGAUUUUCCAUUGUAUAAAGCAACCACUGAAUUAAAAGAAUCUGUCUUGCUCAAUUACUCCCUGAGGUCAAAGAGUCCAAGAGCAAUUCAGAUUUCCUUCUGAAUCACAGAAGUUCUGUUAAUAUUACACAGAAUGGGGAAUUCCAAAAUGGUCCUUUUAAUGAUAGUCUAAAUGGCGUCUGAUUUAAGUCCCAUUGUUCAUUACCGUUAUUCAUUCCUGUAAAGGAUAAACUUGGGUUACAUCAACCUUUGACCCAUUGGUUCUGUCACUGUUACCCACUGAUAAUGAUUCAUCAUUAGUUAUAAAAAUGAUGGAAGAAGAGUUAAAAGUCACUUUUUGCUUUGGCUUGUCCC